Vicugna pacos (alpaca) is the source of this 3282-nucleotide messenger RNA. It is a transcript of the gene ELOC, whose product is annotated as elongin C. Gene Ontology annotation, biological process: ubiquitin-dependent protein catabolic process. Lineage: Eukaryota; Metazoa; Chordata; Mammalia; Artiodactyla; Camelidae. The record is from RefSeq and is a predicted model, not a curated record.
CUGCAUGCUGGGAAUCAGAAGACUCAGAAUAGGAUUGGUUGAGACUCGCCAGGGACCGCCGCCCUCGCAGGCUGGCCUGAGGGAAAGGGGAGGGGGCGCUGCGCACUUCCUGUAGACGCCGGCAGGCGACGGACUCACUGCGACUCCGCCUCACUAGGAAACUGCUAAAGUUCCUGUGGACGCAAAGUAGAAUUUCAUAAGAACAUAAUGGAUGGAGAAGAGAAAACCUAUGGUGGCUGUGAAGGCCCUGAUGCCAUGUAUGUCAAAUUGAUAUCUUCGGAUGGUCAUGAAUUUAUUGUAAAAAGAGAACAUGCGCUAACAUCAGGAACAAUAAAAGCCAUGUUGAGUGGCCCAGGUCAGUUUGCUGAGAAUGAAACUAAUGAAGUCAAUUUUAGAGAGAUCCCUUCACAUGUGCUAUCAAAAGUAUGCAUGUAUUUUACCUACAAGGUUCGGUAUACUAACAGCUCCACGGAAAUUCCUGAAUUCCCAAUUGCACCUGAAAUUGCACUGGAACUGCUGAUGGCUGCAAACUUCCUAGAUUGUUAAAUAAAAUAAAUUAUAAUAAACUGUUAACUUUUUCAGUAUUUAAUACCUAUAGUUCAGUUAGUAAUUUUUUCAUAUAUAGCAUGUUGCCUGUGUGCAAUUGAACUUUAAAGUUCAUUGCAAAGCAGAUUAUCUUCUGUUCUUUUGCAUAGCAAUCAGAGUUGAAAUUUGUUUGCUACAUCAACAAAUUAAGGACAUUUUCACAAAUUGAGAAAUAAACAAAUAUGCCAAUUCGUAGGUGGUUUCGCCUUAUCCUUUGGAUGUGAAUUUUAAUAUUAGAGCAGUGGUGAUAUAGUAAAUGCGGAAAUUUAGGCAUAAUUUGAACACGUUCUACAGGUAAUUAAUGGGGCUACGUAUUUUUAUGUUUGUAAUUUUUUUUUAAAAACCUAUUCUGAUCUUAUAGCCAUCGUUAGCAUUACUAGAGUUAUGCAAAUAAUUGCAUUAUAAACAUGUUUAUAACUUAGCCAAAAUACUGAUUUUUAUAACUGUCAAAGACAUAAGAGUUGAAAUUUCUUAUGUGUCUUUUGAUAAACUGCAGUGUUGUUUAAGUGUAUCUUGUCUUUUUGUUUAUUGCUACAAUUUAAGAACUUUAUUUAAAAGCAAUUUUGGAAAAUUACUAGGUAUAGCUUUUGGAGCAGUGACUUUUUGAACUGUAGCCACAUGGUCAACACGUAAACUACAUGACUUUGGUUUCAUGUGCAUUGUGCAUUUUAGCCAAUCCAAAGUCCUGUACUUCAUUGACUAUGAAGUUUCCUCUGCAAUAUUCAUUCUUCUCACAUGGUCCCCUUGUUGUGAUUACACUUCUGGUUAUUUAAAUAUGUUAAAAGAAUCACUCUGAACUUUAUCUAGAUCCUAAGAGCAAGACUUUUCUGAACUAUUCCAGUCUUCCUCCAUCGAACUGAAAUGUUAUAAAAUAUGAAAAUCGUGGAGAGAUGCAGUGCAAAUCUUAUAAUGCACUUUGAUAUAGUAUAUUAAUUAUCUUCUAUUAAUUAAAGUAUGUUCCAAUAAAUACGAUAUCCAUUAUCUGGGUCUUCUGCUGAAAUCAAGCUUAUAAAAAGUCAUUCAGCUUUUAUACUAAGUCAAAAAAUUUUUGGAGAGCUAUGCCAGAGCAUGUCUGCUUAGGCAUGGGAAAAGCAGCACUAGAGUUGGGUUUAUUGUUGUCCUAUCAGUAGUAAAACAAAGCGUAAUUAUAGGGCCUAUAAAUUCAAGUCUUCAGCUUAGUUCAAGACUGGUUAACAUGGACCAGUUUUUCUGGAACCUGCAAAAACCAUAAACAACCAAGAUCUAUAAAAGUAAUUUUUCCUCUUGGAAGACCUUAUAUUGUGCUUUCCAGCUUAUUGAAAGCAAUUAAAUAUAAAUGUUAAUUGCAUAUAUUUUAGUAACUUAUUAAGACAUACUGGUACAUAUUUUAGUAUAGAAGAUUAUCAAGUACAAGAAUUACCUUCUGCUACUUGGUGACAAAUAAUGCCAGUUAUAAACCUAAAUGUUGAUCUUAAAGGUCAAGGUGAUAGCUAGAAUAAAAUUUAACUUUGACCCAUUUUAGUAGGUUACUUUAUAUGUUAGAUCCAGAAGUAACCUUAAGUUAAAAAUACUGAAAUAGAGCUGAAAGAUUAGGAAAACCUGUGUAUCUUGUGGCACAUGAUACCUGCAUGUUAAUAAAGACUAAUGACUGAAAGGUUUGAUGAACACUUGGUGUUUGAUCUUUUUAGCCUUGCUUUUUCUCUUUUUCUGAGGAUAUAUGAAACUUCAGGACAUCUUGCCAUAUGAUUGAAUAGCAGAAAUUUUUUAUUUGGUUAAAUUUAAGAGAUGAUUCCAUAUAGUAUUGAAAACCUUCCCAGUUUUCUGACACUUGGUGAUUAGUUUUUUUUUAAUUAUGUGCAAAUCUCAAGUAUUUUAUUUAAGCACAGAAAAUAUUACCACAAAAUCCUUUGUUUUAUUUAGUUAAUACUUCACUUUUGUAUUGUCUAGAUUAUUUUAGGCUUUUUAGAUUGCUUAUCCUUCAUGCAAUUAUUGACAGGUAACAGUCUCCUUUUGAAGAGCCUUUGUUAUAAUGAGAAAUACAAUUUAAGCAGUAAAUUCAGCUGACGAUCAAAGAGAAAUAAAUUUAGAGACAUCUUGCUUUGUAUGGAGCUGUCAUCUUAGCUGUGAGGUGUUUUACUAAAUUUAUCUAUUCUUUCAAAAUAGUGCAAAUACUCUGAGAAACAAUAUAAAAUUGACAUUAAAGGUUGAAGAGUGUUUAACCCUAGUAAUUCCUAUCUAUAUAGAAAAAAUUUCAUACAAAUUAACAAAGCUUGGAUGUAUUUAGACUUAGCAAUUUAAAGUUGAGCUUUCAUUUAGUUUUAUCUAAGUUUGUUAAAACACUAAAGAUCUGGAAAUCAAUAGAUGCCGCUGAUUUUACAUACGAUGUUUUAUUUGUAAUGUACAAAUUGGGUUUAAUUCCAGGCUAGUCAUAUUUGCGCCAAGAUUUUAUAUUCCUAUUAGGCUAAACUCUUAAAUAUUGUACCUAAUGGUUUGUUGGUUUAAGCAAAUAUUUAUUAGCCUAGAAGUAUUUUGGUAUACUAGAGCACCAAGCCGAGUUAAAAUGUCUAAGCUCUUGUGCUAGUGAGCCAUGUGAUCUCUAGCAAGGGACUGGGUCUUAAUCUCACUUCUGGAAAAUUUAGGAGACUGCUCAUCUAUGGGGUGAUAUUGACAGUUUUUAAUGAACAAAUAAGGUUGUGUUUGCUUACUUUAAAAAAAAAA